AUGGCAAAUUCAAUAACGGCACCCCAACCCUUUUGGAAUUCUUCUACUGAAAGGCCUACUGCGCAACAAUGGUUGCAGUGGAAAACUACAUUUACUAACUACGUUGAUUUGCUUUUGCUCCUUGGCGGAAAUUGCACGAUUGAUGAUGCAGCGAAAAUUAAAUUACUACGCCACCAUCUCGGCAUCGAGGGCCAGCGACAUUUCGACAGUUUACAAUUACAUACGAAGCGAGACCUAAAAACUGUGUUCUAUUCCCUGGACCGAAUAUGGGGGGAAAAGCCCCAUGUGUUUACUGCUCGGUAUAAAUUCAGCACCAUGCGACAACAGCCAAAUGAGACUGUAAAUGAGUUUAUCUCUCGUCUCCUUACUGCUCUCCCUGACUGCGCCUAUGAUCAGAUCCUUCCAGCCCAGUUCGAAGAAGCGAUGCUGUUACAGGCAUUAAUCGUGGGUGUUUUCGAUGAGAAGGCACGAGAACGUCUGCUCUCCGAAGAUGAAACGCUACUGACGUGGGAGAAAGCAUGUGAUAUAGUCCGACAGCGUGCCAACCUCGUCCAGGAACUAGCCACAUUUCCCUCUUCAAAUCAAUCAAUCUCACAUGACGUAAACAAGGUCUACCAGACUAACCGUGGACAUGCCUUACCUCGCCCCGUACAGCGCAAGGAAUUCCGUUGUUACCGUUGCGGGGAGAAUCACUUGUCCCCGACUGACUGUCCGCACAUUCAUUCAUUAUGCAGAUUUUGUGGAAAAAUGGGUCAUAUUCAGAAAGUGUGUCUCUCCAAGCGGAAAUCACUCGUCCAGGAACAAUCUAAGGCUACAAACUGCAUUACUGAUGAAUUGCACCAGAAUUGGAUUAACACCACAACCGUUUUUAAUCGCACCAUUACAGCAGAAAAACCGUUUGUCGUAUCCGUCCAAGUAAACGAACAACCGGUAGAGUUUGAAAUUGAUACCGGUUCCGCAGUCACUUUGAUCCGACCAGACGCCUUAUCCCAACUUCCAAAGCUGUGUCCACCGAACAUACAGUUGCGAUCUUACACGGGACAGAUGGUGAAUGUGCUUGGUACCUUCAAUGCACGCAUUUCUUACCGUAAUUCAACGAGUCAUAUGUGUGUGUACGUUUCUGGAGGACCGGGUCCGAACAUCCUGGGCCGCGAUGGAAUUAAGCGCCUUCCUGGCAUAAUGUCGAACGUCAACCUGGUGAAAGACAAUCCGCAGUUAUCCGAGAUUUUGCAGAAGCAUGCAGUCUUAUUUGAUCAGUCGAGAUCAGGACUUUUAAAGAAUUACAGUGCACAUCUGGUAUUGAAACCACAGACAAAACCGCGGUUCUGGAAAGCUCGCACUGUUCCCUAUGCCCUCCGUGAUAAGGUCGAAAGUGAACUGCGCCGACUUCAGUUGGAAGGUACCGUUGAACCCGUCCAGUAUUCAGACUGGGCAGCCCCCAUUGUGCCAGUAUUGAAGAGCGAUGGUACGAUACAAAUCUGCGGGGAUUACAAGGUUACGAGAAACCAAGCGUUAGAAUUAGACCGAUAUCCCCUACCAAAGAUUGAAGACAUUUACGCUUCCCUUUCCUGUGGUGAUCUAUUUACAAAACUAGAGCUGAGCCAUGCCUAG
Dicrocoelium dendriticum is the source of this 1611-nucleotide messenger RNA. The record is from the annotation of a GenBank genome assembly. Lineage: Eukaryota; Metazoa; Platyhelminthes; Trematoda; Plagiorchiida; Dicrocoeliidae.